Molecule: messenger RNA, 1654 nt
Organism: Glycine soja
Lineage: Eukaryota; Viridiplantae; Streptophyta; Magnoliopsida; Fabales; Fabaceae
Product: probable LRR receptor-like serine/threonine-protein kinase At1g56140
Exons: 8
Coding region: 162-1463 (433 amino acids)
Biological process (GO): protein phosphorylation
Molecular function (GO): ATP binding; protein kinase activity
Source: RefSeq, a predicted model, not a curated record
AUUAAGAAAUAGAAAAGCACACACAAAGAAAAAAAAAUCAGAAAUUGGUUGAAAAAAAAAUCAGAAAUUGGUUGUUGUUGUUGUUGCCAGGUAUUGUUGAACUCGCUUAUUCAUAUCUUUAGGCUGAAGUUGAACCACAAAGUUUACUUUCCUCCCCAACAAUGCCUCUUCGAGUACUCCAAGCAGAAGUUACUUCACCCUCUAAUGAGUCACAUGCACCACCGCACCAAUCCGAAUCAUUGUUUUACAUCCUCGGAGGAAUAGUUGUGCUGGCCAUAGUGUUGAUUUUUUUGUAUGUAGUUCGCAAGCGAAUUAAACGGCCAGCACAGACGAUGACAGUUGCAACUAAUGAGCAGCAAGAGUUUGGGGGACACAAUGAAUCGGCAGAGGUGAUGAAGAUGAUAUUUUCAUCUAAUCAACACUCAGGAUCAAAGGAGUUCUUUAGUGGGAACCUUCGGACUAUUAGCUGCUUUGACUACCAGACAUUGAAGAAAGCAACCAGGAAUUUCCAUCCUGAUAACCUUCUUGGAAGUGGUGGAUUUGGACCUGUUUACCAGGGAAAGUUGGUAGAUGAAAGGCUAGUUGCUGUUAAGAAAUUGGCUCUAAACAAAUCCCAACAGGGAGAAAAAGAAUUUCUGGUAGAGGUGAGAACAAUCACUAGUAUCCAACACAAAAAUCUGGUUCGCCUUCUUGGAUGCUGCCUAGAUGGGCCUCAAAGGUUACUUGUCUAUGAAUACAUGAAGAACAGAAGUUUGGACCUCUUUAUACAUGGGAACAGUGAUCAAUUUCUGAAUUGGAGCACAAGGUUCCAAAUUAUUCUGGGAGUAGCGCGAGGACUACAAUACCUUCAUGAGGAUUCACACCCAAGAAUUGUUCACCGAGACAUCAAAGCAAGCAACAUUCUUCUUGAUGACAAGUUUCAUCCAAGGAUUGGAGACUUUGGGCUAGCUAGAUUUUUCCCUGAAGACCAAGCUUAUCUUAGCACACAGUUCGCUGGAACUUUAGGUUAUACAGCUCCUGAAUACGCUAUUAGAGGAGAGUUGUCAGAAAAGGCAGAUAUCUAUAGUUUUGGAGUUCUGGUGCUUGAAAUAAUAUGUUGCAGGAAAAACACAGAGCAUACUUUGCCAUCAGAAAUGCAGUACCUCCCAGAAUAUGCAUGGAAACUGUACGAGAAUGCAAGGAUAUUGGACAUUGUAGAUCCAAAGCUGAGACAACAUGGAUUCGUAGAAAAGGAUGUCAUGCAAGCAAUCCAUGUGGCUUUCUUAUGCCUGCAGCCUCAUGCACAUUUGAGGCCUCCCAUGUCAGAGAUCGUGGCAUUGCUGACAUUCAAAAUAGAAAUGGUUACAACACCAAUGAGGCCAGCCUUCCUCGAUCAAAGGCCGAGAGAGGAUGGUGAGAACCAUCCUUUGGAAGCAUUAUCCCAGGGUUUCACAUCUCCCAUUUAUGUAAAAGCAUCUGAUUGAAUUGGUGAGAUAAGGGGCCAUAAUCUUAAAGAAGAAAAAUUAAAGGAGUUUAAACAAUACUCAGCUAAGCCUUCCAAAAAAAACGAAUACUAUGCAAAGUGUAUAUUUCAUUUGCUUCAAAUUUCUCUAUAUGUGGGGUAUGAGCUCUUCAAAACUAAAUAUGGUAUACAACUGCAAUGAAUUUAACAGUA